GUUAAAAAUAAGGUGAAAAAAUGGAAAGAGUUGAGAGAGGAAAGUAGACAGAGAGUGAUGAUGAUAAUGAUGAUGAUGAGAGGGAAGGGUGAGGUGUACUUGUUCGUUAGUCGAGCAAAAAACGAAUGCAAAUGUCGAUUUGCGGUCCCUUUCGAUGUUCACUAUUAACCCAAACGGAACAUUUUUAUUUUUCUUUUUACUUUUUCGUUCUGUUUUGCUUUCAGUGUUGGUUUAAAAGGUACAAACAAACCAAUUUUACUUCUCAAUUGUAUUUCAAACUUCAAUAUGUUCACUUUACCAGUUAAAUUGUUUACCCUGUUUGGGUUCAUUUUUUUAUCUCUCAGUUUAAUUGCCAGUGGAAAGGUUAUGUUAAAACCAAGUCAACAGCAGCAGCAGUCAACUUCAACGUCCACUCAGCUAAACAAUGUUCAACCUUUCUUUGGUAUUGGUCCAUGGGUUAAACAUGAUGUUGCCACCACUGCAGCACCUUCAACCACAACCGUUUCAAUCAAAAAGAAAGUAAACAAUUAUAACCAAAAAGCUUUACCCUUUCCUGAAGCCUUUUCAAGUCGAUCAAGUCAAAAGCCAACCAUUUCUGCUCGAUCCUCAAAUCCUUUAAAUAACAAUGUUAGACCGUCAUCGACAAAUUCACCUUCAGGAUCAUCAUUAAAGCCGUCAGCUUCGUCUUCCUCUUCAUCGCCCAUUGAGUAUGGAUUCACUGAUUCAGAUUAUCCUUAUAUAGUUGUUAAAAGCAGUAAAGUUGAUUCUUCAUCACCAGAAUAUCGAAGUGAUUAUUAUGAUGAAUCACUCAACGAACCAACAUCCACACCAAAACCGACCUCUUCUUCAACCUCGAGUUAUCAGGGUAAAGGUCGGAAGGUACUUAAAUGUCGAACCUCGGAUGGACGCCAGUUAAGUGAUGAACAAUGUAAGCAACAAUUGGCUGAGAAAAGGUCAACAAUGACUUCAUUAGCGGGCAAGGCAAGUCAACUUAGCUAUUUAAAUCAACCAAUUUACAGAAGCAGCAACAAUCAGGAUAAUGAAGGUAAUGGUGAAAGUAGUGAACCUAAAAUGUCAAGUAAAUUGGGCCGAGAAGAGGAAGGCGGAAAGGGAAGAGAUGAAGAUGAUUAUCGGGCUAAAGAAGAGGAAAAAUGGUCUCAAGGUGUAAGGGAAUGGAAUAGUGAUGAAUUUCCAAGUUCUUCAACUGAAAAGUCUAAACCUUUUGGAGCUCGUUCAGGAAGAUCAUCUGAUUAUCCCUCUUCACCUUCUUCACCUUCUUCACCCUCACCACAGGGAUCAUCAUCUGAUGAUGAUCAUGAAUCAACCGGUGAUCAACUGGGUGUAAGUUAUUUUGCUGAUAAAGGAAACACUGAUGAAGAUAAAUACUAUUCAGCUCCAGAUUACAACUAUCGUGAAGAAAGUCCAAAAAAGAAGUCAGCAACAACUUCCUAUGGGUCAUCUCCACCUUCACCAUCAAAGUCUAAAUCUGGUCGGUCAUCGUCAUCCUCGUCAGCUUCUUCCUCUUCUUCGUCAUCAAACCCAGCCUCUGAAAGCUAUGAUGACUAUUCAGAUGGACCAUCAGAAGCUCCUGAGGGCUUUACAACAAGUGAUUCAGAUGAGCCUUCAUACCAGUCAGAUGAUUCUGGUUAUUCAAAGAGUUCAUAUGACAAAUCAGAUAAAAAUGACAAGAAACAAUCAUCUGAGCCAAGCUAUAAUUAUCGAGGAAGCGACGAGUAUUUAACAUCUAAAUCAUCCAAAUCAUCCAAUCCAUCAAAUGACGGGGAACCAGUUCAAUAUUAUAAGCCUAGCCAAGGAUACGAUGAUUAUGCUGCUGAAGGCCGAGGGCAGGAGAAAAAGAAGAGAAAGUCAACAGAGUACAAAGCUGAAUACAAGCCAGAUGAAAGUUAUGACGAGAAUGAUGAUGACUCGGGUUCAAUGGAUUACGGUUAUAAUGCAAAAAGUGGUAAAGACGAGGGUCAGAGUUAUGACGAUAAACCGAGAAAGAAUCGAUCCAAUGAGGAAGAAGAGUUUGAUGCUGCAUUCAAGGAACCAUUGAGCGGAAGAGGAUUCAAUUACCAUCAACAAGAGUCAAGAAAUGUCGGCAAAUUUGCAAAUAGACAAAAACAUGUUAAACCAAAUGAUUCAGCUAAAUUAACUCCAUCGUCAUCUUCAUCUUCAUCGUCACUGUCAUUGCCAUCUUCACCAUCAAUGUCAUUGUAUACAUCAUCACCAUCUUCCCAAUCAACAUCACCGUCAACCUCAUUCACACCAUCGUUCACUUCCCAUAAAGUGAACAGCAGAAACUACUUAAAGCCUAAAAAUGGCGAGAAAGCUGUUGUAAAGGCAAGCAUGAUGGUUGAUUAG
This is a messenger RNA of Tetranychus urticae (two-spotted spider mite), 2364 nucleotides long. Lineage: Eukaryota; Metazoa; Arthropoda; Arachnida; Trombidiformes; Tetranychidae. The record is from RefSeq and is a predicted model, not a curated record.